Pelmatolapia mariae (spotted tilapia) is the source of this 450-nucleotide messenger RNA. RefSeq names its product synaptogyrin-2-like. The transcript is spliced from 5 exons. The record is from RefSeq and is a predicted model, not a curated record. Gene Ontology annotation, cellular component: neuromuscular junction; synaptic vesicle membrane. Bases 1 to 450 code for a protein of 149 amino acids. Lineage: Eukaryota; Metazoa; Chordata; Actinopteri; Cichliformes; Cichlidae.
AUGAACACCCAGUGUAGACAGGUAUUCGCCAUUGUGGUUUUUGGAACCAUCUCAGACCAAGGCUACUAUAGCCCCACGAGUAAAGUAAAUGGCACCUGCAUGUUUAACAACAAUGAAUGCGCAUGCAGCUAUGCGGUGGGAGUUGGAGUCCUGGCCUUUGUGGCUUGUGUUGUGUUCCCCAUCCUGGACGUCAUCAUUUCAAAGAUCUCUAGUGCCACAGCAAAAAAUCGCAUUGUCAAAGGAGAUCUGGCCUUCUCCACGGCUAUGACCUUCCUGUGGUUCAUCUGCUUCUGUGUCUUGCUCAACCAGUGGACCAGAACUAACUCCGAAUAUGUCAUGGCCGAUGCUGCCCGAGCUGCCAUUGCUUUCUCCUUCUUCUCAAUCAUCACCUGGGCUGUUUUGGCGUACGUUGCAUAUGGAAGGUAUAAUGUAAACCUGAACACCUCAUAG